UUUUUGCCGAAUCGAACAAAAAACAAUCUGAUUAUUCAUUUUCUGACAUCUUAGGAAAAACUUCAGAACCUCAGCCAUCACCACAACAACACAGCAAUGAGGAAUUGGAAAUGAUUGUGCGUCUGGCAGAAGCUAAAAUCUUCGCUGACUCGAACAAGAUCUGUCAGCCUGAUUCUUCCUUGUCUUACAACUCCGGAAUGGGAUUCGAAUCACAGGAACUCAGCGAAAAGGUUUUGUGUUCGGAAAAAGCCUCUGCCCAAACGAAUAAAAUGUACCAAUAUGAUUAUUCAUUGUCUGAUGACAUCUUCGGAAUGAGUUUAGAAUCUCAGCAAUCAAUACCCCAACUAAGCAAUGAGGAAAUGGAAAUGAUUUGUUGUCUGGAAGAAGCCAAAACCUCUGUUGAUUCGAACAAGAUCAAUCAACCUGCUUCUUCCUUGACUAACACUUUCGGGAAGAAUCUCGGAUCACAGCAAUCAACUCCUCAUCUCAGCGAUGAGGAAUUCGAAAGAAUUUUGUGUGUGGAGAAAGCCAAAGUAUCUGCCGAAGGGAACAGAAUGAAUCAAUCUGAUUAUUCAUUGUUUGACAUCUUCGGAAUAACUUCAGAACUUCAGCCAUCACCACAACAACUCAGCAAUGAGGAAUUGGAAAUGAUUUUGCGUCUGGAAGAAACCGAAAGCUUUGCUGAAUCGAACAAUAUCAAUCAACCUGAUUUUUCCUUGUCUAAUAAACACGGAGUGAGUUUCGAAUCAGAGCAAUCAUUUUCCCAACACUGCGAAAAGGUUUUGUGUUCGGAAAAAGCCAAAGUCUCUUCCGCAUCGAACAACUUCGACAACUUCGGAAUGAUUCAUGGUCAACUCACUGAUGUCGAAUUUGAAAGGAUUUUGGGAUUGGGUGAAUCAAAUGUCUCUGCCGAAUCGGCCACGCAGAUAAAUCGAUCUCAUUCCGACCAAUAUAUGACGGAUUGGAAUUCGCUUUUUGAGCAGGAGCCGAAAUAG
This is a messenger RNA of Coccinella septempunctata (seven-spotted ladybird), 995 nucleotides long. RefSeq lists its product as uncharacterized. Lineage: Eukaryota; Metazoa; Arthropoda; Insecta; Coleoptera; Coccinellidae. The record is from RefSeq and is a predicted model, not a curated record. The transcript is spliced from 2 exons. The coding region runs from base 111 to 995 and encodes 294 amino acids.